AUGGCCGCGCUGCAGUACCUGGAGUCGUUGCGCAACGCGCAUCCGGAGCUCUCCGAUUGGUACAAUUCGCUCGCAGAUCUGUACCAGAAGAAGCUAUGGCACCAGCUCACUCUCAAGCUCGAGCAGUUUGUUGCUCUCGCCGUGUUCCAGGCUGGCGAUGCUCUGAUACAGUUAUAUCACAAUUUCAUCACUGAUUUUGAGACUAAAAUCAACCUUCUGAAGCUUGCACACUUCGCAGUAAUUGUUUCUCGGCAGUAUCCAGAGAAGGAAGCUGCUAUCAAUUACCUUGAAGGGGUGAUUGAGAAGCUUCAAGCCACUAGAGAGCAACGGAUAGAGGAACCAAUCCUUUACAUUAAGAUGCAAAUAGCAAUAUUCAAACUUGAGCAAGAAGACCAGAAAGAGUGCAAAAAACUUCUAGAAGAUGGAAAGAGUACACUUGACAGUAUGACUGACAUCGAUCCAUCUGUAUAUGCUAGCUAUUAUUGGGUUUCAUCUCAAUACCAUAAGUUCCGUCAGGAAUUUGCUGAGUUCUACAAAAGUGCUCUUCUUUAUCUAGCAUACACAUCAGUGGAGUCUCUCUCAGAAUCAUUUAAGCUGGAUUUGGCAUUUGAUUUGUCCCUUUCUGCGCUCCUGGGAGACAACAUCUACAACUUUGGAGAGCUGCUUGCACAUCCUAUUAUUAAGAGUCUUCUAGGGACAAAGGUAGAGUGGCUUUACUAUAUUCUCCAAGCGUUCAACUCUGGUGAUUUAGUCCGUUAUCAAGAAUUAUGUCGUGUGCAUAAUGCUGCUCUUAGAGCUCAACCAGCUUUAGUUGACAACGAGAAGAAGCUUUUGGAGAAGAUUAACAUUCUCUGCUUGAUGGAAAUUAUCUUCAGCCGGCCAUCUGAAGACAGGACUAUACCUUUGAGUAUCAUUGCAGAGCGUACAAAACUUUCUGUCGAGGAUGUGGAGCAUCUUCUUGUGAAGAGUCUUUCUGUUCAUUUGAUUGAGGGAAUAAUUGAUCAAGUUGAGGAAACCGUGCAUGUGUCCUGGGUGCAACCAAGAGUUUUGGGAAUUCCACAGAUCAAAUCGUUGCGUGAUAGGCUGGACGGUUGGUUGGACAAAGUGCAUACAGCUUUGUUAUCUAUCGAGGCGGAAACACCUGAUUUGGUUGCAUCAUGA
Prunus armeniaca (apricot) is the source of this 1161-nucleotide messenger RNA. NCBI's taxonomy places the organism in Eukaryota, Viridiplantae, Streptophyta, Magnoliopsida, Rosales, Rosaceae. The record is from the annotation of a GenBank genome assembly.